Molecule: messenger RNA, 1547 nt
Organism: Neurospora crassa OR74A
Lineage: Eukaryota; Fungi; Ascomycota; Sordariomycetes; Sordariales; Sordariaceae
Exons: 3
Coding region: 62-1288 (408 amino acids)
Source: RefSeq, a predicted model, not a curated record
UUUGAACAGCACGGAUGAACCGAGCGACUGUGCACCGACUCAAGUCCAUCUAACAUCAAUCAUGCUCCCGCCGAUUGACAGCUCCGUACUAAAAAAUAACCCCCAGUUCGCCAACCUCUACAAAGGCUUGACGGAGCUCAUCCUCAACGAUGAUGGCUCAACCAAGCUUCAUCCACAGAAUCCAGUGGUUCAAGAGCGCAAGGCAGUCACUGAUGAACUAAACAAGCAUCGCCUCGCCGCCACCACCGAACACCUCCUUAUCCACGCCCUCUCAACCACCGUUCUCGAUCCCAUCCCCAUUCCUGUGGAACCAGAGUUCAACCAAAAUCCUUCCCUUUCAAUUGGUCUCCAACCACCACCACCACCCACCAUCCCACCCAACCUCAAACAACCACUAACCGACCUCCUCCUCCUUCUCCCUUCUUUCCUCUCGCUAGAUUUCUCCUCUCCCGAAACCCCCCCUCUAGACUUCGACUCCCUCUUACUAAUCCUAACCUCCCCUCCCCUUUCUCUUCUUCCUACCCUCUUACCGUACCUCGGUCCCCUCCUAUCAACAACCCUCCACUCUCAAGCUUCCCACCUCGUCCACCUCGCCCGCCGUCUUUCUCAUCCCUCAAUAUCUACUACUACCACCAGCAACCCUACUUCCACACCCCCUCUCACAAUCCCCACCCUCCCCACCACCAUCUCCCGUCUCACUACUAAAACCCUACCCACCCUCCACUCCUCCCUCCUCCACUCCCGUCUCGCCACAGCCGAAGCAGUCCGCGACCUCCUCUCCCAAUACUCUACAGCUUUCACCCUUUUGAUAAAAACCCUCGAAGCCAAACACGGUCCCAUAGCGCGCAGUCUCGAGUUUAAGGCAUCCGAGACUGCCUUGUUGGCUGAAAAGGCAGAGAAGGAGAGCGAACUUGCUGUUCUAGGGGUGAAGAGGGAGGUGUAUACACCUGAGGUCAGGAAAUGUUUGGGAGAAUACAAAAAGUGGUUGGUAGGUGAGCAGGAGAGGAUAAGAGGGGAAAUUGAAAGGGGGGAGGAGGUGUUGGGGGGGUAUGGUGUUGAGGUUCAUAUCGAGGAAGAAGGAGGAGGAGGAUAUGGAGGGGGAGAGGGGGAAGGAUAUAGAGAGGGAGAGGGAGAGGGGGAAGAGAAGAAAGGUGGGGAAGGCAAAAGGGGAGGAGAUGUGGAAAAGGAAAAAGUAAUGAGGGAGAUUGCGAGGGUUUAUGCCCAGAUAGAGAGGGAGGUAGAGGUUGUGAGGAGGGAUUUGGAGCGGUUGGGUUUGCAAGGGGUGUGAGUGAUUCUGGGCAAUGGGUGGAUGUGUUGCUCGGCUGGCUGGGAUAUGAGUUAUGAGUCAUGAGCACGAGCUAUGGGUCAUGAUCAGGGCGUAAUUAGGCGAGGGUUAUUGAUACCAACACAAGAAGGAUGGUUUCGAAAGGGAAAUGGUAGGCAACGAAUGGGACAGUCAAGCACCUGGAACAGGGAAUCUAUUGAAUCCAUCCAACCGGUCUUACCCGGUGAACAGCGUGUGGUUCAGAUGGUGUAAAGAAUCGAAG